This is a messenger RNA of Metarhizium album ARSEF 1941, 1167 nucleotides long. Its product is annotated as Oxoglutarate/iron-dependent oxygenase. The transcript is spliced from 2 exons. NCBI's taxonomy places the organism in Eukaryota, Fungi, Ascomycota, Sordariomycetes, Hypocreales, Clavicipitaceae. Bases 1 to 1167 code for a protein of 388 amino acids. Gene Ontology annotation, molecular function: dioxygenase activity. The record is from RefSeq and is a predicted model, not a curated record.
AUGUCCCGAACGUCGCUCGCCAUGCCUCAUCAUGUGCCCAGCACCCCUUUGGCCAAGUACACCCAUCCGCCCGAGACAGGCGAGCAUCUCAGCUACGCAGACCUCAUAACCCUCGACCUCGCCGAGUACGACAAGCCCGGAGGAAAAGAAAAGCUGGCGUCCCAGCUCGGACAAACCGUCCACACCACCGGUUCGCACCUGCCCCCCUCUGGUCGAGGAGGAAUCCCUGACAUAGCAUUAAAAGGCUUCUUCUACAUCACCAACAUCGGCCUCACCCAGGCGCAAAUCGACGAGCAAUUCGCCAUUGCAAAGUCCUUCUUCGCCCUGCCGACGCCCGAAAAGCUCCGGUUCCGCGCCCCGCUCGAGGACGGCAACUACAACGGCUACCGCCCCCUCGGGGCCGUCGAGGUCCUCCCCGGCCUCCGCGACAACCUCGAGUUCUACAGUGUCUUCAAGUUCACGCCGCGCACGCAGCGCAGCGCCCAGCCGCAAGUCAUACGCGAGCACGCCUCCGAGAUCGAGCUCUUCCAGCGGCACAUGCACGAAAACGUGACGCGCAAACUGCUCGCCCUCAUUGCCCUCGCCUUGCAGCUCCCCGCGGACGAGCUGGUCAAGGGGCACCGCUACGACGCCAACUGCGACAGCUCGCUGCGGUACAUGAUGUACCGGGCCAGGUCCGAGGCCGACAACAAAAAGUACAAGGACCUGUACCUGCGCGGACACUCGGACAACGGGACGUUGACGUAUGUCUUCCAGCAGCCCGUUGCGGCGUUGCAGGUGAGGCGCGGCCCGGACUCGGGGUGGGAGUAUCUGCGCGUCCCCGAGGGCAAGGUGGCUGUCAACGUCGCCGACAUCCUGGAGUUCCUUUCCAAUGGGUACAUGAAGAGCGGCAUACACAGGGUCGUCGCGCCGCCGGCCGACCAGGCGUGCGUGGAUCGGCUGGGUGUGCUGUAUUUUGUGCGCCCCAGCGACGACCUGCCCCUGAAGACGCUGGACAGUCCGUUUCUCAGGAGCGUGGGCCAUGGGAAGAAGACCGGGGAGAGUGGUGAUUUGGAUAUCUCGGCGUCGGAGUGGGUGAGGUCGAGGGUCAAGAAGAACUGGAAGGGGGCCGUGACGGAGGGCGUUGAUACUAGGGAAGGGUUUUUGACAAAGGUGUUUUACGCAUGA